CUUCAACCUACGUUUUAUCUAAAACUAAGUCGCACAGCCAUCCGGCAACUCAUAACUUGGUUUUCGGCCAUGGAGACUCGCUUUGGCUCUGACUGGGCAGCCGCAUGUCAGUCACCUCGCAGCGGGAUACAGCAGCCGGUAGGCAUUUAUUCGGUCGCCAAGCGCUCACGCAGAAGAUGCGAGAGUGCGCUUCGCCCUCAAAUAGUCCGGUGAACUUUACUACCGGCGGAGGCGCCCAGCAGAGCGCCGACUCCCUCGCGUUUACGGGCAGUAAGAUUCUAGAGGGCGAGGAGGUCUACAUUCUUAAGGAGUGCCCACCGGCCCAAUCUAUCUGUUGCUGCGGCAUUCCUUGCACCUACCCGCACAGGACACCGACCUUGGCGGCCUCCGUGCGCGCCACGCCUUUCUCGUGGGCCUGGGCAUACCCAUUUCCUUCAACACGUGGCAGCGCGUUCGUGCCAUGGUUCUCCACGCCCAUCCGGCCACUCUUCCGACUCUUUCUGCCCAAGCUUUGGCCCGCUUGCUUUGGGCUUUGCAUGGUCCUGCCGUGCCUGUGCACUGCACUGACGACAUCUUCGCUGCUGGGCUUCAACACCUCCAAGACUUCCUCCUCUCUGCCGCCCCGGCGGAUGCUCCCCAGUUUCCCCGGUUUCACCCUCCUCGUCGUUCCAUCCGCCGCCGAACCCUCCGGGAAUGCCUCGUGACUACUGCUCACACGCUUGCGGUUACGCAGUGCCUUGCCCAGCUGGGAUGGUCCUUGGAUGAGAACUUGGAUCUUGAUGUUGGCCCUUUUGAGAUAGACUUUUGGUCUCUUUACCUGGAGGCCCUCAAGCUCUCUUUUGGACUUUUGGAUGAUGUGAAUGAAAUUCAAUUAGCUGGUUUCCCAUGGUUUCCCUGCAAAUUUUGUUGCCGACCUCCUCCGUUGGACGGUGGGCUUUGACUUGGUUGCUCCCAUGAAACGGCAUGUUUAUUUAACUAAGUGCUUGUAGCAUUCGCUGACAGCUCAGGAACGACUUACACUUCUCAAGAGGACUCGAGGACGUUCAAACGGAUUUUUGGUAAUUUAUCGGUUCCUCUUGAGACGUACAGUCGAGCUCGGCCACAUGUGGGCUUGAUCAAGUGGUUGGUUUGGAGAUUGGUUGGCAUUUGGAUGUUGCGCACCGUGUGGAUCAAAUCCUGAUCAAGUUCACUCAGGGACGGCCGGUGCGUUUCGCACGAGACCUUGCUCGCCCAGUGAGCAUUUGAGUGCCUCUUUUCUUGGUCUGCGUGAAAAUAAAUCAACCACCUUCUCAGACCCACCCCAGCCACCUUCAAAACCGAGAUUUUGCAUGUUCCCCAUAUAUUAUAAUAUGGUUUUCAUCCCCUUACUUCUGGUGAAGAUGCUUUCCGAUGGGCUCAGCCAAUCCGAUCGAACGCCGCAGGUGGCGAGUCCAGGCUCUUGUGUACCUGGACCUUGCCCAAGUUCAUGGCCAGGCUGGAGA
Durusdinium trenchii is the source of this 1481-nucleotide messenger RNA. The record is from the annotation of a GenBank genome assembly. NCBI's taxonomy places the organism in Eukaryota, Dinophyceae, Suessiales, Symbiodiniaceae.